AUGUCGGCCGUGUUGAGCGCCCGAAGCACGCUGUGUCGGCGUCUGCCACUAACUUGCGCGCGGCCCAAGUCCUUCUCGACGACGCACCUGCUCCGCAAUGAGGCCGUGCCGCCGGUUGGCAAUGUCCAGGUCGUCCAGAAGCCGCAGAGGCCGGUCGGAGGCAUUCGCGGGGGCAUCAUCGGCUUUUUGUUUGGUUUCUCGCUAGCCGCGUCAUUUGCUGCGUACAACCUGUUGGAUGAGUACAAGCAGGCAUCCGCCGCGUUGCAAGCGAGCGUGGAGGAGCUCAAGCUCAGCACGGAGAAGGUUACGGAACACGUCCGCCGCAUCGAGGCUGUCGAGAAGGACCUCAAGAUCCUCGAGAAGUCCUCAGCCAGCAAGGAUGACAUCUCCAGAGUCAGGGCGGAGAUGAAGAAGCUUGUCGACGGAUUGCAUGUCGAGUUCUUGGACCUCCGAGCACACGUUUGGGGCAUGCAGCAGGAUCUCCACUCUUUAUCAAAGAAGGAGGCUACGACUGUCCGUAUCUAG
Schizophyllum commune H4-8 is the source of this 525-nucleotide messenger RNA. RefSeq lists its product as uncharacterized. The transcript is spliced from 5 exons. Bases 1 to 525 code for a protein of 174 amino acids. The record is from RefSeq and is a predicted model, not a curated record. NCBI's taxonomy places the organism in Eukaryota, Fungi, Basidiomycota, Agaricomycetes, Agaricales, Schizophyllaceae.